GUGCGCGUGUGUGUGUGUGCGUGUGCGUGUGUGUGCGCGCGCACGCUUGUGCUUGUGCUUGUGUCUGAGCACCUGUUGACAAUUUAAGCAAGCCAGUGUAGCUUUGUCCAGCUCCUCUGUCUGGCAGUGUGUCUCUUAGUUCUAUCUUUCUCAGAUAAAUCAGCUCCAGUGUAAAGUCCCUCAGCAAAGCUCCUGCUGAUUCAUCUUUUGACAUGUUUCCAGACAAGCCAAGAAGUAAGAAAGCACGGCAGUCCAUUUUGGCAGAGAUGUUAUUAUGAUAACUUGCUGUGCCUUACUUAAUAUGGAGCACAUGGUACCACAGGUUUCAAGUGUAUUUCUGUUUCUGUUUAUUUCUCUCUGCAGAAAUAGCAUCAUAAGAGUCUAAAAACAGCAUGACAAACCGUUUAGAAAUAAGCACAAGGCAUGCCACUAAAUUUGGCCUUUUAGCAACUCAGGGAAUUUUUGAUACUAUAGGAACUGACAGGCUCUGAAAAGAUUAUGCACCAAAGCACAGAUUCAUGAAUUGCAGAGAAAAACCAAUUCCAGGAAAAGCCUUCUGCUUGAAGGGGAACACUGGAGAGUUCAAAUCUGUUUUGGAGAAAUAGAUGUAGAACCACAGAGUUCCCAAAACAGGCGAUAAUACCCACCGGGAUGCCAAACAAUAAAUCCUCUGAAGGACCGAAUCCUUCAUCACCUGCCAGCAGAUUUGUGGGAAUCACCGAUCCUGUCUGACGCCCCAGUUCUCCAGUUUUGUUUUGUCAUUGAGAGGUAGUCAAAUCACCCUGUGUUUUUGGUUUUCAUUUCCUGAACCCAUGUCUUAAUUGAAAACAUGCAGUGCCCAAUCGUGGCUCGAGUCAAACUAAAUUUAAAAAGUGUGGGCGCAUGGGAAUUGCAGUUUUUCUACAGUGGAUGUUUUUUUUUUUUUUUUUUUUUAAAGCCAUUCCAUCAUUGUGACUUCAUCUGGCCCGUUUGAGAAGACUUUGAAAAGCUGGUGUUGAUGUUCUGUUGACAUGCUUCAAAAACAUUGUCAUGCCUUUUUAUUUUAAAUGGAACCAAAUGAGAUAUUUAGUGUUCACGGUCACACACUCACCCUAUGUGCCAUUAGAUUUGCCAAUUAUUUAAAGAUGUGACAUGGCAGGAUUAAAACAGUUCAUGUGAUAUGCUCAUCUCUAAACAUGCACAAUGAACCACCUGUUAUCGUGCCAGAUUGUAGCAGGUUUACUUCUUUGGGGCUUGCGUGCUAACUUUAAAAUUUGAAAUUCUUUCCCAUUUUCUCAAACAAUGAUAAAAUGAUCUUGUAGCUCUGCAUUUCUUUUAGAGAAUUCGGAGCUACAGUCUUUUAUAAUGCUGUUAAAUAGGAUUGCAAAAAAAAUUAAAGACACCCUCAAGACAUGUUCCAACACUAUUAAAAGAUACUUUGCUUUAAAUAAUAAUUUGAAUUUUAAAUUGUUUUUCUAAUAAAAAGUUUGUUAAAAUCUUAAAGUUGCAUCAACUCCUUCUGCCUCACUGAAAAUCCUUUAUCUAUGGACAUCAAAUAAUUGUCAUGUCAAAAGUAUAACUACUGGACACAUAAUGUCACCUAAAUCACAUAAAAAGUCUGUUCUCAACUGUAUUUGUUGUGGAUUCCACAAGUUUCCGUGUCAUGUUUGUAUCAGUUUCUUAUUGGACUACGAUUAGUUUCCGGUGAUGAUGUCACAAAGUCAAAAGUCUCAUACAAACACAUUUGAAACUCAGAUUUAAGUUGAGCACAGAGAAACUUUACUUCCCUUCAUCAAAUGAAUGUGAAAACAACUUUCUCGUGUUAAAUUCUGCACAGUGAAGGUCAAACAUCCAGCUGGAAUAAAAAUAAGCAAAACACAUUUUUGAGUUGAGAGGGACUUUAAAGUCACAGGACACAGAAUUGUAAGAUUAGCCAACCAAUAAAGAUUAUGUGGUUUCCAAUACGUUUUAUCACGAUGCAGAAAAUUGUGUCUUAUCAGUCAAAUUCUGUCUGCUGGUUUAGAGCAAGAGACAGUGUUGGUGUGAUAAUGGAUCAGGAGGAGGGCCGAGGAAGAAGGGUAACACAGGAGAGGAGGGUGGGAGAGUGUGUGUGUGUGUGUGUGUGUGUGUGGGAAACGGAGACAAGCUCACAGCAGCUUACCCAAACUUUACGUUAGCUCUGGGUUGCGACUGUCAUAUGAUGGUUUCUCUUCUGUUUGCAUUCUUCAUGGCAUUCUGCCGGCUUGAGUGAUCUCAUGGAAUGCACAUGGGUUUUUUCCUCGAGAACAUUUCUGCACUCGACUUGUUGUCCCAGACUGCAGUCUCUACAUGGGUCCAGCUGAAUGAAUUUUGUGGGGAAAUUCACAGAUUUUGAAUUGUUUUGUUUUGAAUUGUACGUCAUGGGAUUUGGGAUGUGAUGCGAGGUGCAUUUGUCGACUGGAUCUGUGGAUGCUGUGCUGAAGGUGACGGAAAAUGCAGAUACCGUUAUUAAUUUGGAUUUUGCACUUCACGAAUCUUACAAGAGGCCUCGACAGGACAAAGAUUCUGCGACACAGACGUAGCUCUUCAGGGAGCAAACUUUGUCCGGCAGGUUGUGCCUCGUGCUCGGCCCUGAAUGGCUGCCUGUCCUGUAAACCUCGCCUCUUCUUCCACCUGGAGUUGGAUGGGAUGAGGCAGAGGGGCACCUGUCUGUCCUCCUGUCCCCGGGGACACUAUGGCAUGCGCUCGCCACACAUCAACACCUGUACCAGGUGCAAAGAGGACUGUUCUUUCUGCUUCAGUGAAAACUUCUGCACUCGCUGUCACCCAGGCCACUUUCUGUUCCAGGGCAAAUGUGAAAGUAGCUGUCCAAAUGGUCUGACACCAAACACAGCUCUGCGAGAAUGCACAGAAUGCACUAUGGGCUGUGAGGUGUGUGUGCGGAGAAACGUGUGUGUGAGAUGUAGAGCAGAUCUGUACUUCCUCCACGGGCAGUGCCACCUCACCUGCCCAAGUGGAUCUGAGCCUGAUGUACAGCUCAUGCAGUGCAUCCCCCAAGUGCACUGUGAGGUUGGGGAAUGGACAGAGUGGGGUCCAUGUAUCCGGAAAAGGAGCAUGCGGGCCUACAGGCGGGGAGAGGUGACACGUACCCGACAAGUCCUGCGGUCCCCAAGUGUCUACGGUGAGCCCUGCCCACAUGUGUCAGAGACCAGGAGGUGCAUCAUCAAAAAGAGACAAAGUCCAAGUAGGUUGUAGUGAGCUGAAAGAGAGCCCCAUAUAAACUAUUUGCUGACACUGCAGAGAUAUUUAACUUGUUUUUGCCCAUUUCAUAUCGUCUGAUCAUUAAAACACAGACAUUUAUUUCAAAUUGUAAAAAUGUAAAAGUAAAAGCUGCAGUUCAUCAGAAGUUAAUAAAAGGGAUGGAUGGAUGGAAAUGGUGAUCAUCAAUUUCUUUAAUACAAUUCAUGUGUAUCUAUCAGUACCAGUCAUAUGCUAAAUCAGUACCACCAGUAGCCAACCAUGGUAAACUUACUUAUUUGUUGUACAUACUGAUUGUCAGUGGGUUCAUUUGUUACUUGCUACUACUCUUUUGAGACCUGCACACUGUUGUCUUGCUUGCAAUAAACUUUGUUAUA
Molecule: messenger RNA, 3593 nt
Organism: Lates calcarifer (barramundi perch)
Lineage: Eukaryota; Metazoa; Chordata; Actinopteri; Centropomidae
Product: R-spondin-3-like
Source: RefSeq, a predicted model, not a curated record